UCAAAAUCAAUUUUGGAUAAAUCGAAUAAUUUUUAUUAAAGUUUAUUAAUAUUUUAAAUAAAGUGGAUCCACGAAAAGCGGUGAAUUUCACGUCCCCACUCUUGUUUUUUGCCAGGAUAACAGCCGCUGUGAGAACAUGGAAGGGGAAGGAACAACAUCAAGUUGGGUUAGGUUAGGUCAAAUGAAAACGCAACCCCCGAAAGAGAGCCAGUAACACCGAUAACGCGGUCGGAGCAACAUCGAAGCCCCAAAAAGUCCGAAAUCAACAAUUUCGAUAUAAUAAAACUUGUUCGUGUUAAUUUUUUUUUACGUGACCUGGAUUUUAUUUUGUAUUUCACAUUUUCACUUCUCUUCAAGUGUCGUGAGUUAUUUUGAAGAAUUUCGUUAUCAUCGAGGAAAAAUAAGGAUUAAGAUUGUUUUAAUGUUAUGAGUAAAUAAGAAUUUAAUUAAAUUGAAAUGGAAGAUCCCCAAGAAAAUUUUCGCCAAAGAUUGUCAUCAUCACUUUUGAUUGCGAGCCAAUUGGUUGCAUCUUCGGGAACGAUGGGUCCUGAGGAAUAUUUAAGGGGUUAUGGAGCAGCGUGGGCUUUACAACGCUCGGUUCCUGAGCAACUCGCUGUUGAGUUGCGCAAAUUGGCGAAUAAUAAUAAUAACAACAACAAUAAUCAUCUUUUUGGGAAUGCGAAAAGUGUUAGGAAUGUUGAGGAGAAUGAAAGGGUAUUAUCAAAGAAGCGUAAGCUCACCCAAAAUGUUCCAAAAACCAUCGCGAUUCCCCUCGAUUCUUCAUCGCCGGUUUUGGAGUCAUCCCCAAGAAGUUCUGUUUCGCCUCCGAGCAGUAUUGAAUCUUUAACAAAAAAUGGUGAAACAUUAGGAAAAGAUCGCCAAUUCACUUGCGGCGUUUGUAAUCGCUCAUUUGGUUAUAAACACGUGCUACAAAAUCACGAGAGAACUCAUACAGGUGAAAAACCUUUUGAGUGCCAACAAUGUCAUAAAAGAUUCACGCGAGACCAUCACUUAAAAACGCACAUGAGAUUACACACCGGUGAGAGGCCGUAUCAUUGUGACCAUUGCGAUCGACAAUUUGUACAAGUUGCAAAUUUAAGGAGACAUUUAAGGGUACAUACAGGGGAAAAACCGUAUGUUUGUGAAUUUUGUUCGUCGAAAUUUUCAGAUUCGAAUCAAUUAAAAGCGCAUAUGUUGAUACAUACAAACGAAAAACCAUUUAGUUGUGAAAAAUGCCAUUCCAAGUUUCGUAGAAAACAUCAUUUAUUACAACAUAAAUGUGGUGCUAACGUUGACGAAGAAGUAAGUUCCGAUGUUUCUGAUUACGUCGAUGAAGAUGUAAGGAAACGAUCUUCACCUUUAAUUUCAAUUUCGCCUAUAAAUCCAAAUUCUUUAACGAAUCCUUUAUCAAAUCCGAUAUUACCAAUUUCGUUACGUCAAAUACACAAUUCAAUCCCGGAACAAACGGAACCCGAAGAUUUAUCGAUGAGUACCGGAAGAAAUUCGAAUUCAAGCGGAUUUUCGAGCGUUUCGCCGAGUUCUUGCGAAGAUCACGAUCACGAAGACGACGACAGAAGAAUUUAUUUGCAAAGAAGAGAUUUGGUGGAAAUAAAAACGGAAAUUAACUAA
Messenger RNA from Onthophagus taurus, 1629 nucleotides. RefSeq names its product protein krueppel-like. Gene Ontology annotation, biological process: regulation of gene expression. Lineage: Eukaryota; Metazoa; Arthropoda; Insecta; Coleoptera; Scarabaeidae. Gene Ontology annotation, cellular component: nucleus. The record is from RefSeq and is a predicted model, not a curated record.